GGUUUGUGGCAGCUUGACAUGGUGGCAGGCAAGCUGGACGGAGGCCGACCGCGCACUGGCCGCCACGCGUCCACAGCGAUGAUCGUCGGCGCCGUCGUUGCGCUCUUCAUCGUCUACACGAUCGUCAUGCACAGCGUCUUCUCCGCGCCGGCGGCGGCCGACAGCGAAGGCUAUCACAUUGGCCAGCGGGCGGACGCCAAGGCGGUGCACGAUCCCGCGGCGGUCCCGCAUCCGGGCGACGACGCAGAUCCACCGACCGCCAUGCAUCCCUGGGUGCGCAAGCCUGGGCGCCGCUACGUGUGGAUCGACGUGACGAUCGAUGGUGUUGCAGCGGGCCGCGUCACGGCCGAGCUCUACAUGGACAUUGUGCCCAAGACGGCCGAGAACUUUCGCGGCCUCGUGACCGGCGACAACGCGCGGGGCUUUAGCUACAAGGGCUCACGCUGCCACCGCAUUUUGGCCAACUUUGUCGUGCAGUGCGGCGACUGGGAGCGCGGCAACGGCACGGGCGGCAAAAGCAUCUACGGUGGCGACUUUGAGGACGAGAAGGCGGGCUUGGCGCUUGAACACAGCAAGCGCUACGUGCUGCAGAUGGCCAACGCCGGGCCCAACACGAACGGCGCGCAGUUUUGCUUCAUGCUGGCGCCGCAGCCGCACCUUAACGGCCACCACGUAGUCUUUGGCGAGGUCGUCGAUGGCUUUGAGGUCGUCGACGCCAUGGAAGCCACGGGCAUCGCCUCCGACAGUGACAAGCUUGCGCGUGACGUGGUGCUGGCCGACGGUGGCGAACUCUUCUUCCAUUAGGCAGAUAUGUACCACAGCAUUUGCGCUAUCCAGAAUCUAGUUUUGCCAGGUCUGAGAACGACCAGAUACUGCGUUUCCCAUGCGACGGCUUUGAACAUGCAUUGUCC
Molecule: messenger RNA, 911 nt
Organism: Saprolegnia parasitica CBS 223.65
Lineage: Eukaryota; Oomycota; Saprolegniomycetes; Saprolegniales; Saprolegniaceae
Exons: 3
Coding region: 19-804 (261 amino acids)
Biological process (GO): protein peptidyl-prolyl isomerization
Molecular function (GO): peptidyl-prolyl cis-trans isomerase activity
Source: RefSeq, a predicted model, not a curated record